AUGAAGGCAUUUUCAAGACAGAGUAUUAAUCCUUGUAUCAUUGCAACCCAAUACGCUGUUAGAGGAAAAUUAGUGUUAGAGGCAAAUGGUAUUCAAAAAGAAAUUGAAGAAGCAAAGAAAAAAGGAAAAACUAAUCCUUAUCCAUUUGACAAAGUAGUAUAUUGUAAUAUAGGUAAUCCACAAAUAUGUAAUCAACAACCAUUAACAUAUCCAAGGCAGAUUAUCUCAAUAGUUGAGUAUCCUGAGCUUUUAAAUCAUACAUCCUUUUUUCCUAAAGAUGUUAUUAACCAUGCUAAAAAAAUUAUUAAUAGCCUUGGUUGUACUGGAACAAGUGGUGCAUACACAAACUCUAUGGGAGUUGUUCAAUUUAGAAAAUCAAUUUGUAAAUUUAUAAAACGUAGAGAUGGAACUGCUCCAUCUCCUGAUGAAGUGUUUAUAACUGAUGGAGCAUCUACUGGAAUAAAAAUGAUUUUAAAUAUGUUAAUUUCACACCCUCUUCAUGGAAUUAUGAUUCCAAUUCCUCAAUACCCAUUAUACAGUGCUGCAAUAUCUCAGUUUGGAGGUUUUCAAAUUAAUUACUAUCUAGAUGAAUCAAAAAAAUGGUCAACAGAUAUGACAUCAGUAAGAAAAGUUUAUGAACAAGCAGUUGAAAAAGGCAUUCAAGUGAAGGGAUUUGUUUGUAUUAACCCAGGAAAUCCAACUGGACAGGUUCUUACAGUCCAAAAUAUGAAAGAAAUUAUAGAGUUUUGUUAUGAAAAAAAAAUUUGUUUAUUAGCUGAUGAAGUGUAUCAAGAGAAUAUCUAUGGUGAAAUACCAUUUACUUCAUUUAGAAAGGUAUUAAAAUCGAUGAGGGAUGAAGUGAAAAAUACAGUAGAACUAGUUUCAUUUUUUAGUGUUUCAAAAGGAUUUUAUGGAGAAUGUGGAAAAAGAGGUGGGUAUUUUCAGAUAGAAAAUAUUAAUUCAUUUGCUCGUUCACAAAUGUACAAAAUGGCAUCAAUUAACUUAUGUUCAAAUGUUAUUGGUCAAGAGAUGGUUGAAAUCAUUUGCAAUCCACCAAAAGAAGGCGAUGAAUCAUAUCCAAAGUAUAUAAAUGAAAAAAUGUCUAUUUUAAAUUCUUUGAAAAGAAAAGCCAAAUUACUCCAUUCUGUUCUAAAUGAAUGUGAAGGAAUUACUUGUAAUGAAGCUAUGGGUGCUCUUUAUCUUUUCCCAAAGAUUAAAUUUUCAAAUAAAUAUAUAGAUGAAUGUAAAAGAAAGGAUCAACAACCAGAUGAAGUGUAUUGUUUAAGGAUGUUAAAAAGUAUAGGUGUAUGUGUUGUUCCAGGAUCUGGUUUCGGUCAAAAGGAUAAUACGUAUCAUUUUAGAAUUGCUAUUCUACCACCAGAAAAUGAAAUUCAGAAUAUUGCUAAUAAAAUAAAGAUUUUUCAUACAUCUUUUAUGAAGGAAUAUGAUCAUUAA
This is a messenger RNA of Entamoeba dispar SAW760, 1455 nucleotides long. RefSeq names its product alanine aminotransferase, putative. NCBI's taxonomy places the organism in Eukaryota, Evosea, Mastigamoebida, Endamoebidae. The record is from RefSeq and is a predicted model, not a curated record. Gene Ontology annotation, biological process: biosynthetic process. Gene Ontology annotation, molecular function: pyridoxal phosphate binding; L-alanine:2-oxoglutarate transaminase activity. The transcript has a single exon. Bases 1 to 1455 code for a protein of 484 amino acids.